Messenger RNA from Actinia tenebrosa (Australian red waratah sea anemone), 501 nucleotides. RefSeq lists its product as uncharacterized. Lineage: Eukaryota; Metazoa; Cnidaria; Anthozoa; Actiniaria; Actiniidae. The record is from RefSeq and is a predicted model, not a curated record.
AUGCCAGGACCUCCAGGACCACAGGGUCCCCCUGGAAUCAACGGUACUCAAGGAAUCCAGGGUCCACCGGGGAUAGAUGGAACUCCAGGAUCACCAGGUGUACCGGGGKCUAAUGGUUCAACAGGCCCGCAGGGGGCUCCUGGUGCAACAGGAGAACCAGGUCCACGGGGYUUCAAUGGUUCAGCAGGACCCGUUGGUCCAAAGGGAGACCAAGGAGCAGGAAAUCUUACACAAUGUGUGGUGAAGACAAAACAAGAASUAGCGGCUAGCGGGCCUGCUGCAAAACGGACAGUCACUGUAACAGAGGGAAUUGGGAAAAAGAUUCUGAGCGCCUCAUGUUCAUCCAAUAAAGCAGAUACAGUAGAACAAUCUGUAGGAACCAAUAGUGCUGGAGAGAAAGCUUUCUCAUGUACAUGCUAUGGACAAGGAAGCUACGCUAACUUCCCGUCAGGCGACAUGAUAUGUUACAUAAUCUACACAGAAUGUCCCCUGAUCUCCUGA